AUGAAUUGGCUCUUCCCUAAACAAACCAGCAAGUAUCUAACGAUUCUUCGAAACCCUGUGGACAAUUUUGAGUCUGUGUUCAGGUACAUGAAGGUAGGAUAUCGUCUUGGUGUGGGAAAUGGUCCAGAUUCUGUGCAAACAUUCCUUAAGAAUGGAGUUUCAUUUAGCAAAUUCAAGAGUGUAAAGGCGUCGCCUCUCGUCAGAAAUCCUCUUCUGUAUGAUUUGGGUUUGAGCUUCAAGUAUUAUCAAAAUCUCACUGCUGUUAACGAGUACAUUCAGUUUCUGGACAAAGAGUUUGACUUGGUUAUGAUAAUGGAUUACUUUGAUGAAUCAUUGGUGUUGAUGAAGCGACUUCUUUGCUGGCAAAUGGAGGACAUUUUGUAUUUAAAAUUGAACGAGCGACAAGACAAAGAAAAGAACACAGUACUAACCGACGAUGUUAGAGAAAACGUGAAAAGAUGGAACAAAGCCGAUGUUCUGUUGUUUGAGUAUUUUAACAAAUCAUUUUGGAAAAAGAUUGAAAACGAAGGUGAAAGCUUAUACAAAGAGUUGACCAUUUUUCGUGAGAGGAAAAGCGACAUGAAACGAGCAUGCGUAACAAAUGAAACCCGCUUACAAAGAGUGUAUGCGGGAAAACUUGUUAAAGGCUAUUCCAUUAGAACUGACUUGGCGAAAGGAUUGCAGACUAUUUGUGAAAAAAUGACAAUAAGUGAAAACUCGUAUCUUGCAUACUUGAGAAAGAAGCACGACCAGGGAUUACAAAUGGAAAAGGAGGAGGACAACAAAACCUGGGAUCUAGAACAAGAUCUUGUUUAUGAACCCGUCCAACCGGUUUGA
Messenger RNA from Orbicella faveolata, 837 nucleotides. Its product is annotated as galactosylceramide sulfotransferase-like. Gene Ontology annotation, molecular function: galactosylceramide sulfotransferase activity. The record is from RefSeq and is a predicted model, not a curated record. NCBI's taxonomy places the organism in Eukaryota, Metazoa, Cnidaria, Anthozoa, Scleractinia, Merulinidae. Gene Ontology annotation, biological process: glycolipid biosynthetic process. Gene Ontology annotation, cellular component: membrane.